AUGAGGGUCAAGACCACUACCGCCGCCGUCGCGGGCUUACUCGCCGCUAGCGCUUCGGCGCAGAACUCGACCGCUACCUGCGCCACCGGCGUCCACCUCAUCGUGGCCCGCGGGAGCAACGAGCCUCCCGGAUCUGGUCGAAUCGGCAGUGUCGCCAACGGCGUUGUGGCUGCCAUCUCUGGGUCUCAGAUCGCGCCCCUCGACUACCCCGCGACGUUUGACAACUACUCUAGUUCCGUCGCAGUUGGUACGGGGGCCAUGAAGACUGCAUUGACGCAGUACAACUCACGAUGCCCGAACUCCAAGGUCGUGAUGUUGGGCUACUCUCAGGGUGCGCACGUUGCAGGCGACGCCUUGUGCGGCAACACCCAAGACGACAAAAGCGAUGAACUGGAUCUGGAUUUCAACGUUACGACUCCCGUGAUUGCAUCUGUCGUAGACCAAAGUGUCAUCGCCGUCAUUCUCUUUGGAGACCCCACGCACAACGCCACCGCAUCCUGGAACAGGGGCACCAGCACUCACAACGGCCUCUUCCCUCGUGAAAACAUCACGGCUUGCAAGGCCUACGCCUCCAAGAUUGAGUCCUUUUGCGACACUGGCGAUAUUUACUGCGAUGACGGGAACAACACCGGUGUUCACGGAUCCUACUUUGUUAACUACACCGAUGACGCCGUCGAGUUCAUUGUUGCCCAGUUUAAUGCGUCAAAGCACUCUGCAAACGGAACGGCGCCCACAGCCACUCCCACAUCCGUACCCGGUUCUGGAGCUGCUGCCUCCGCCCCGGGUAUGCUAAUGUCCUUGAUCGGCCUGUCACUGCUUGCAACUUACCUGUUGUAA
This is a messenger RNA of Colletotrichum spaethianum, 837 nucleotides long. RefSeq names its product acetylxylan esterase 2. Bases 1 to 837 code for a protein of 278 amino acids. Gene Ontology annotation, molecular function: hydrolase activity. The transcript has 4 exons. The record is from RefSeq and is a predicted model, not a curated record. Lineage: Eukaryota; Fungi; Ascomycota; Sordariomycetes; Glomerellales; Glomerellaceae.